Molecule: messenger RNA, 1388 nt
Organism: Salvelinus namaycush (lake trout)
Lineage: Eukaryota; Metazoa; Chordata; Actinopteri; Salmoniformes; Salmonidae
Product: malate dehydrogenase, cytoplasmic-like
Exons: 9
Coding region: 1-1053 (350 amino acids)
Biological process (GO): oxaloacetate metabolic process; malate metabolic process; tricarboxylic acid cycle
Cellular component (GO): mitochondrion; cytosol
Molecular function (GO): L-malate dehydrogenase (NAD+) activity
Source: RefSeq, a predicted model, not a curated record
AUGUUGACAUUGUUGUCAGCGAUGUACAUAGUGGUGCGGGCGGCAUCGUCGGAGGCCGACCCAAUCCGUGUGCUGGUGACUGGCGCUGCUGGACAGAUCGCCUACUCUCUGCUGUACAGCAUCGCCAAGGGAGAUGUCUUCGGCAAGGACCAGCCCAUCAUCUUGGUCCUGCUGGACAUCCCUCCCAUGUUGCCAGUUCUGGAUGGGGUUGUGAUGGAGCUGCAGGACUGUGCUCUCCCACUCCUCAGGGAGGUCAUCCCCACCGAUAAGGUGGAAGUGGGCUUCAAGGAUCUGGAUGCCGCCAUCUUGGUGGGCUCUAUGCCCAGGAAGGAGGGCAUGGAGAGGAAGGACCUCCUGAAGGCCAACGUGGCCAUCUUUAAGACCCAGGGUGCCGCACUGGAGAAGUACGCCAAGAAGACCGUUAGGGUCUUAGUGGUGGGAAACCCUGCUAACACCAACUGUCUGAUUGCCUCCAAGUCCGCCCCCUCCAUCCCCAAGGAGAACUUCUCCUGCCUGACCCGUCUAGACCACAACAGGGCCCGUUCCCAGGUGGCGAUGCGUUGCGGCGUGCCCGCCGAUGCAGUCAAGAACGUCAUCAUCUGGGGAAACCACUCAUCCACCCAGUACCCUGACGUGCACCACGCCAUGGUCAACGUGCAUGGCAAGGAGGUGGAGGCGUACGACGCCGUGAAGGACGACAGCUGGCUCAAGGGAGACUUCAUCUCUACGGUGCAGCUGCGUGGUGCCGCCGUCAUCAAGGCCAGGAAGCUCUCCAGUGCCAUGUCUGCCGCCAAGGCCAUCUGUGACCACAUGAGGGACUGGUGGUUCGGCACUCUCGAUGGUGAGUUCAUGUCUAUGGGUGUGUACGCUGGUGGAAACUCUUACGGAAUCCCCGAAGACCUCAUUUACUCAUUCCCUGUUCAUAUCAAGAACAAGUCGUGGAAUAUCCAUGACGGUCUGCCCGUCAACGACUUCUCCCGCGCCAAGAUGGACGCCACAGCUGCCGAGCUGGUGGAGGAGCGAGACACGGCCCUGUCCUUCCUGAGCCAGUGACUCGCGGUGCCACCUACUGGCACACCGCCACAACAACAGCACUUAGAAGACCCCCAGAACCCUCCUGACUCACGUCUGUGACCAAUACCCUCACUCGAGUCCCGCUGCGCAUUUGGCGAGUGUGUGUACCUCUCUGUAUGUGUGUGUGUUUCACUUUGUUCAUUUCUUUAAGGUAACGGUUAUUAAUAAUAAACCUGUAAUAAAAAAAACUAUCUAAACGUUGGCCUUUGUCGGAAGACACUGGAGGAUUGUCUUUUGGGUAGAUGAUAACGCACAAUAGCUCUACUGUACUCACACGUUAUCCAACAAUAAAAACAGGUACAACUGAUAACUCA